Molecule: messenger RNA, 456 nt
Organism: Diversispora eburnea
Lineage: Eukaryota; Fungi; Glomeromycota; Glomeromycetes; Diversisporales; Diversisporaceae
Source: the annotation of a GenBank genome assembly
AUGGCUCAAACUUACGCUGAAGUAGCGAAAAAAUCUCAUAAUGAAGUGGAUGCUACGGAAGAUACAGAAGCUGAUUUGAUAGUUAACAAUUCGAAUUUGCAAAAUUCCGUAAAUAACCAAGUUCGAAUUAAUGGUACCGAUUAUAAUAAUAAUCAAUUCGAAGAAGACAAAUCAUCCGAAAAUUUUGAAGCCACCUUGAGUUUAAAUCGUGAUGUUUUUGAUUCUGAUACUACCCGUUCUAUUGAUGACAAUAAAUCAAAGGAAACAUCUCGCAAACGAAGUAAAGGUGGAAAACGUAAAGUUUCAAAGAAAGUAAUAGCAUUGGGAGUUGCUGUUGAUAUCGUAAUUGCUGGAUUGGUUACGAGCUGGAUAAUUAAGAGGCCAUCGGUUAAUAAAACACACGUAGGCUUGGGUACCGUUGGGUUAGGAUUGUUCUAUGGAGCUCAAUGUUUCUAA